CUGCAGGAGGGUUUGUCUUGAUUCUUAUUGUCGUUUUAAUUUUGUGACUUAAUUCUUAAAUCAAGAAGCAUUUCUGGACAAGUAAAUACCUUUGUCUUGUUUUCAGAAAAGCUCGUGGGUUAAUAAUAUGGCGGUGCGGUAAGCGAAAUUAACUCGUUUCUUCUUUAAAAUCUAUCCUGAAUGUAACUGGAAGCCGGUGUGAAGACUGACCUGAGGACUGCUGUCAUGUGCUUUAUUUUAACUCAUUGCAUCUGCUUUCAGGAAAAUAAGAAGAUAAUGCUGGUGAUGGAGUAUUUUGACUCGUGCCAAACACUGGAGGAGUUCCUGAAGCGGAAUGAAGACCUGGAUGUGUGGGACGCGCGCACUGUGAUCCGGCAGAUUGUCAAAGCAGGACAGGAGUGCUUGCAGCGGAACAUUUGUCAUUAUGACAUGCAUGACUGUAACAUCCUGGUCGUCGAACCGUUUCUGUCCAUCAGGCUAGUUGAUUUUGGACGAGGGAAGCUCAUGAUUCCUGGAAAACACCCACGGACUGAUACCAAGAUCUCUUCAUCAGAAGCUGUUAAUGUGACCGUGAGCCAGCUGUUUAUCCUCAUUAAGGAAAUAGCAGGACAUUGUUCCAGCAUCCCUGCAGAAUUCCUGGCAUUUGUAGAUAACUUCUAUACCCUUGAAGAAGAAGAAGAAGAUGGGAUACUGCUGCCAGUGGAGGAGAUUCUGAAUCACCCAUGGCUGAAAAUCAAAUACCAAUAAAGACUGUUGUUUACAUGUGUAGUUUAUGCUGUCCACCCAGACACAGGACCCGUUUUAGAGGAGAUUUAGAGCGGUUCAGCAUGACGUACACCCCAUCAGCAGCAGGAAGCCUGAAACCAUUUCUUUUUCUCUUGUCCAGUCACAAAACAGUUUUGGCAGGACCUUUGCUGUUGGCUAAAUAACAAUAUAGAAACUGACAUUCCAUCCCUAAAUUUGAUUAAGGUUUUGGUUUAUGCAGAUGGUUUUUCCAAAAAAAAUCCAUUGAUGUGAAACAUUAUUAUUAUUAUUAUUAUGGGUAAAUAUUAUAUACACUAAAAGUAAAUGGAUUAAGAGUAAACCCUCGACUAAUUGCUUUAAAAAGGAAUGUGAAACAUAUUUAGAGUCUUUAAAAGUAAUAUCCAAAGAGAAUAAGGCUACAGAGGAACUAAACAAAACUACAUCUGAGUCUCCUUCCUUUUAAAUAAUGUCUCUUUAUUUUUAUUUCAAUUUUAUUUGAUUGUUUUUGUGUAAUCCUGAUAAAAGUUUUUUUCUUUCUAUUUUAAUGUUAUGUGUUAAAAUGUGUGUUUGCACUGUAUACUGUAAAUGUGAUUGGAAGUGUGUAUAUUUUGUUAAAUGCCGUUUUUGUUUUCCUUUUAAGUUUGUAUAUUGAUCAUUUAAAAAAAAAAAUAAAGUUUUCAUUCUUUCAUGUUUGUCAUUUGUUGUUUUGCUGUUUUCUGCUUCUGCUUCCCAAAUUCUACACUUCCUCCAGCGAGGGUUGCAGUCAGAGCUGCAUGUGAAUGAGGGCCGGAUGAAGCGCCCCUGUUCAAUUGGUGCUCACUGCAGAACCAUUUGGGCAGAGCUGAACUCCAGCGAGGGGGAGCUUGAGCUCUCGCUCCUCCUUCCUUGCACUUCUUCUACGAGCGAUGUCACU
This is a messenger RNA of Danio rerio (zebrafish), 1657 nucleotides long. Lineage: Eukaryota; Metazoa; Chordata; Actinopteri; Cypriniformes; Danionidae. The record is from RefSeq and is a predicted model, not a curated record.